This is a messenger RNA of Ixodes scapularis (black-legged tick), 2161 nucleotides long. RefSeq names its product protein slit. The record is from RefSeq and is a predicted model, not a curated record. The coding region runs from base 43 to 999 and encodes 318 amino acids. Gene Ontology annotation, molecular function: protein binding. Lineage: Eukaryota; Metazoa; Arthropoda; Arachnida; Ixodida; Ixodidae. Gene Ontology annotation, cellular component: plasma membrane. The transcript is spliced from 4 exons.
UUUCCUCGCGGCCAUUGUUCGGCGGGUCUCUGUGCAGUCAACAUGGGUCUGACGGCGCCUCUCAUGGUGUUGCUCCUGGCGUCCGCGGCCAGUACCGGCAUCGCGGCGGGCAUAUGCCCAUCCGUCCACUCCAUCUACCCGUGCAAGUGUAUCAGCACGGUGCUGGGCCUGCGGGUCAUGUGUUCGGGAGUCAGGAGCCCUCGGGCUCUGACUCUUCCGUUCGACAUUCUGGCCAAAUACCCCAUCCACACCCUGGCGAUGCGCAAGAUCAACUUCUCCAUCACCGUGGACCUGUUCAGCGGACUCAACCUGGUCUCCAUCAAGAUCUUAAACUCGGUGUACAGGGUGAGCGAGGUGACGAACAAGGCGCAUUCGACCUUCCUCAACUUGGAAGAGAAGCUCGAAGUACUCGAGGUGAGCCAUACCACUCUGGACUUCGGCAACACCAAUCUGGGGGCCAUGAGGCGACUAUCCAAGAUGAGCAUCGGCGACAGCAGUGUCGACGUCCUGCGGAAGGGCUGGUUUGACGGACUCAGCGACUUGCGCACCUUCUCGAUUUCCAAUUCCAAACUCGGACACGUGGAAGACGAGGCUCUCUCGGGACUCGCGAACGUGGAUACCAUUGAGCUCAGGUCCUGCCACCUCGGAAUAAUUCACAGGAACUACUUCCCCCCCAUUGCGUACAAACUUGAAGAGCUUGACCUCAGCGACAACAAACUCAGCUGGCUGCCUGACAACCUCUUCACCAACAUGCCGCAUCUGCAGACGGUGGUGCUCAGCCGGAACGCCUUCAAGGUCCUCUCACCCAAGCCCUGGACAACCUGGCUUGGGCAGCUGAGCAAACUUAACCUGGAGGGUAACCCUAUAGUGUGCAACCACACCAUCUCCUGGCUGCUCCGUGGAGAACUCAAAGGAAAGGUGGUCGGCCGCUGCGCCGAGCCCAUGGAGCUGGCCGGAAUGUCCCUUGCUGAUCUCGAUGAUCUCAGGUGGACAAGAUAACGCUGCGUCCGCAGCACAGGGCGUGUCUGGAGCACACCAGCGUUCGGCGGUGACCUGUUCUUGGCGCCCGGAAGGCUUGGAGGCUCGCCAUACCUUCGCGACCACAAAUCCUACUCCUCAUCCAACUCUCGUCGUGAACUGUCAAGCGAACCCUGGUAUCCGCCCCACGACUACGCACAUCACAGACCUAAGCGUGAAGACUUCACUCGUUCAACGGUGGCAGAAGCUUCGCGAGACCCUGGUGGACUUUGCACGAAACGUGCCGUCGCCCGAGAGGGCUGCGGACAACGACGGGGCGUGGACUGUGCCCAAGGCUUGGUUACUGCCGUGGGUCCAACUCAAAAUGCUUUAAAAAAUUAUCACGGCUGCUUCCAUCAUCCCAUUUAUACCGCAUUGAAACUUCGUGUUGUUUCUGAAUCGCUGUGAAAGGCGUCCGAUGGUCUUGUCGAACCUGGAGGCAGGACACAACGACGAGCCCUGUAAACGCACAAAUCCCUACCUUCAAAUACUUCGGGUGUCUGGAAGAGGAAGGAAGCUUUUUUCGGAAACAAGAAAAUACUUUUAUUUCACUUUGUAAAAUGUCGGGCGGAGUUGGAAACGGAUAUCUCACGCCACGUCCAUGAAGACGCGGCAGUUAUCUUGCCAGGUCAACAUGUGAAUACCCAUCGGGUCGGAGUCUCUUUGAGGAAAGUGAAAUUCCCGCCAUGCUCAAUAUUCUUGGGCCAUAGACAGCCCCUCGUCGACCUUUUCCUCUUCUCUGGUGUGUUUGUGAACAUUGUAGUUCUCGUCGCAAACUGUAACAGUGACUGUGAUAGCGGCAUCCGUGGGAGGACUCGGAGGACUUCAGUAUGAACACCCCGGGACACUGUAAGCAAUGUUCACGCCGAGUGUCUCAUGAGCAGAACUGGUGCAUCCGAUGUCAGGCACUACUGACCUGUCGCCAAGGUGCCGUGUCCCACUCAAUGUAGAUUUUCAUCUAUAGCGAAAAAAAAUGGUUACACAAGCAGUCUGAACAAAAGCGGGGACAAUAUAGGACAUGAACAGGGUAGCACUUGGCUCUCCACAUGGACACACGCUAGCUGGACAAUUUUCAUUUGUUUUAUAUUCUGUGAUGAGCGUCGAAAUAAAGAUACCGAUAAUAAACACCAAUAACACGAAUGAA